AGUGUUUCUUAAAAAAAGAAACAAAUUGUCUGUGGUCAACAUUUAAAGAAUGAUGUAAAAUGAGAGGUCGUGCAAAUUUUCCGAUCUAAAUAUUUUUGCAAAUAGCUUUUUAAUGUAGUGAUAAGUGUAGUGUUAUUAAUAAACAAAUCAGUUAAAUGACGUGACAGUGACUGAAAAUGCAGUUCUACAAGGAAAGGAUUCUUAACGCUGCCCAGUUAAAAAGACUUAGUGAACACAAAUAUUCUUGCACCAGUGCGAGUAUACUAGACGCCUGGCUCCAACCGUGGUGGUGCUGGCUGGUUUCGAAGACGCCGCUAUGGCUGGCGCCGAAUCUCAUUACUAUAUUAGGUUUAAUAGUCAAUAUCGUCACCACACUUAUUUUAAUUUGGUAUAGCCCGGACGCGCGGCAAGAGCCGCCGCGAUGGGCGUGCGCCCUGUGCGCGCUGGGGGUGUUCGUGUACCAGAGCCUGGACGCCAUAGACGGCAAGCAGGCGCGGCGCACCGGCAGCCAGUCGCCGCUGGGCGAGCUGUUCGACCACGGCUGCGACAGCAUCUCCACCGUCUUCAUAGCGCUCGGCGCCUGCAUAGCUGUCAAGCUCGGCGAUUAUCCUACUUGGAUGUUCUUCCAGUGUUUUUGCGCCAUGACGCUGUUCUACUGCGCGCACUGGCAAGCCUACGUCACUGGCACGCUCAAAAUGGGGCGCAUUGACGUCACAGAGGCGCAAUAUGCCAUUAUUCUCAUACACCUCAUAUCCGCUAUAUUAGGACCCGAUUUCUGGACCACUCAGAUCCCGACUCUCAACGUCAGUGUCAAUCUCGUAUCCAACUACGGCGUGGUGUUGAUGACUUUGACUGUCGUCUUCUCGUACGUUAAACUCAUAAUGAAAGGCGGAGUUGGCAAGAACGGCUCCACCGUCGCAGGCACCAGCAUCCUGUCGCCCGUGAUCCCGUUCUCGCUGGUGGUGGUGCCGGCCUUCAUCAUAUUCCAGAAGAGCGAGUCGCACGUGUACGAGAACCAUCCCGCGCUCUACAUCCUCGCCUUUGGCAUGGUCGCUGCCAAAGUCACCAAUAGGCUGGUGGUGGCUCACAUGACCAAGAGCGAGAUGGAGCUAUACGACUGGUCGCUGCUGGGGCCGGCGAUGCUGUUCCUCAACCAAUACUUCAACAACGCGAUACCAGAGUACUACGUGCUGUGGUUAUGUACUCUAUGGGUGUACGCGGAUUUAAUGCGCUACUGCGGGCAGAUCUGCUUCGAGAUCUGCGAGCACUUGCGGAUCCGACUGUUCCGCAUCCCCUACCCGCCGCACGCGCCGCACCUUCCGCACGCGCCGCACCUUCCGCACGUUCCGCACGCGGACCCCAAGCCGGAGCGCAACGGGACCAGUGACAGUGAGAAAUCGGAGAGUGAAGACUCCGCGCCGCUAUUAAAUAACAACAGUAUUAGUUAACCGUAGAAAUAAGUAGUGAUAUUACUAAACGUGGAAUCAAAACUUAGGCAUUGACAUGUAGAAAUGACUUGUCAUGUAGGAUAGAAACUAAAAUAGAAAAUCCUGUUAUAAUAAUAUGUAACCAGUAAAAUGGUAAGGCUAGGGACAAAUACAUAUAGCGAAUAUUAUCUUUGGCUUUUUAUCCGUGCCUAGCCUAACUUUUCCAUACGACACAUUUAGGGUUUUCCGCUAGAUUUAUCCCCCGUAAAGCUGAAUUUAAUAUAUUUUUAAAUACGAUGUUGAUUAAGAUAAAAUAUAUUAAAUAAUUCCAUCUGACUAAAUAAUUAAACUACGAAUAAAAAUAUUUCCUCCCUAACCAAUAAAGACGUUUACUGCUGGAUACAAGCUGGACUUCACACGCCGCGGUCUUAUGCCUCCUGGAUCCAGCGGUUUCCUGCGUCAUUUGAUGUCGUCUGUCCACCUAAAGUCUAGACCUGGGGUGGGCAAACUUCGGGGUGCCAAAAAAUUCCUAGGAAAUCUGAUGAGGGCCACAUUUUUUCGACACUCUGCGUCAAUUUUCCUUUUUUUUUUAGAGAUAAGACACUUUAUUUUUAUAAUCAAGACUUACAAUCUAGUUUAAGUUUUAAAACCAUAGUUUUUACAUGUAGUAAUCGAUUUUAACGUCGAUUAAACUGAAGUUACCAAUCACACAUAAUAUACGCCAACAAGCAAAAUGUUUUGACCGAUUUCGUGAAAUUGUUGAAUCGAUUCAACAAUAUUUAGUAAUCCAUUUAAAAAAAAAAAACAAUUAGUUUAGCAUUCAAAUAAUUUAGUAUUCCACGUUUACUAAUAAACCUGUAAUUUUUAGUAAAAAACUUACGGCUGAUAUUUUGUUAAGGGCCGAUUGCACCAACGUAAAUCAAGUCUUAUCGGAGCGUAAAUUUCAAAUUUUGGCAGGUUUUCAAUACAAAAAAUGUUUUCAGGCUCAAUUUACUCUUUGGUUAGAUUUCACUCGACGUUGGUGAAAUCGGCACUUACUAAUUUAAAGUACUGGGUGUAGUGGUAAGAGUUUUUUUAAUACUAAGUAUAACUUUGAAGAAUAGAGUAGUAACAAUUUAAUUAAAUGAAUGUUAAAACUACGUAUAAGUGCCUAAAUAUCUAAUAUAUACUUAAUAUUGUAUUUAACUGGAUGUAAAAAUUAAAAAAAUGUCGUCUUUACACUAUGUACUUUUGUACGGAAGAGAUAAAAUUAUGACUUACAGACUUCGUUUAUUUUAUGUACCUAGAUAUCCUAUUUAGGUUUCAAUUACUUUUGAAAACAAAAUGUUUUUUAGUCCUUUACUUUUACGAGUAUAUACUCUACAAAGUAAUGGAUUCCAUUGUAAUGGUACAGUCAGCGAUAUAAAUGUUUUGUGGGCAAAGUAAAAUGGCACAGUAAAACUAAUCUGACUACAAAACAUUACCUACAUGGUAGGUACAUUAAAAUGUCGUACCUACUAGUAUUAAUUAGCGCAAAGCCGUGAGUGACGGAGCUAAUUAGUUGUAAUUAAUAAUUAAUUAUCCAUUACAUUUGCUGUUUACUGUUGAGACUUGACAGUUUCGACAAAAUUAUUCAUCAAUCUGUCUGUAAUCUGUCGAUAAUAAUCAAUUACUUAGCAAUGUUAAAGUAUUUGUCAAAAAACCCGAUCAAGUGCGACUCAGACUUUUCUAUAGAUACAUUACAUACUCACUAAUAUUAAGAGUAUAAUGAGGUAAAAUUGGUUAGUUAGUAAGUUUGUAUGGAGGGGUAAUCUUCAAAACUAAUGAUCCAAUUCAUAAAAAUAUUUCACUGAUAGAUACAGUCAAAGGCCAUAAGUCGUUUAGCACCUUAAUGAUCAUAUUCCCGUGGCACGGUUAUGCACACGCGUUAUGUUGUGUGGCGUGUUAAUAGAAAGAGGUCAUAAGUGCGUUUUUGAUGCAAUAGUUUUCCCGGAAUUGUUUGUCGAAUUCUGAGGCCGACCGUUCCUACAUAAUCUCCUAGUGUUAUUAUAUCACGCGGGUGAAGUCGCGGUCAAUAGCUAUAGUAUCAAAUUACCUAAGUAAGUUAUCAACAGAUUAGAGAUCGAUUGAUAGCAUAUCUCGACUUGUCUCAUUUUGAUCUAACGCGCUAAGCUGCGCCUCAAAUGUCGCUAUGUGCAAAGGCUUUAACACCGCUUAGUCUGUGACUACUUAAUAAAUACUCUGUUAUGUGAA
Messenger RNA from Maniola jurtina (meadow brown), 3659 nucleotides. It is a transcript of the gene bbc, whose product is annotated as cholinephosphotransferase 1. Gene Ontology annotation, cellular component: Golgi apparatus; endoplasmic reticulum membrane. Gene Ontology annotation, molecular function: diacylglycerol cholinephosphotransferase activity; ethanolaminephosphotransferase activity. The transcript is spliced from 8 exons. The coding region runs from base 177 to 1448 and encodes 423 amino acids. The record is from RefSeq and is a predicted model, not a curated record. Gene Ontology annotation, biological process: phosphatidylethanolamine biosynthetic process. Lineage: Eukaryota; Metazoa; Arthropoda; Insecta; Lepidoptera; Nymphalidae.